UAGCGACCUGGGUUGAUAAUAGUAAUAACAAAGAAAUUAUGGUGUUUAAAUAUGCACUAACUGUGGCCUUUUCAUGGUCUGAGAAUAUUAACUGACAUGACCAAAUCUAGAAUCCAAUCAAAUUAACAUUUCCAUGAAAUGCGGCAGUCCACUAGGUGGUUGCUAAGGACCAUUGUUAGGUACAUUGCGUAAGAAGCCUGUCGCUACCUGAUACUAGAGCUGAACCGCUGGUCACCGCCUGAACAUGGACGACAGGACUGGAGCAAAGUGUCUCUCAGACUACUUGACAACUGACUUUGGAGACAACCUGCAGAAACAUCUGUUGACAGCUUAUCCGUCCACAGACAUCGUUCUAGCCCCCACCAUGCGCCUCAUUCAGAAGAGGAGAGAAGAGAUGGAAACACAGAAUACCUUAGAGGCCUGUAGACAGAAGUUUGACCAGAAGCUGUCGGCCCAGCGAGUGAGAAAGGAGGAGCUGGAGCAGAGGGAGGCCGACAUAAAGGAUGAUCUGAGGAACUUUGACAGUUUUCUAAAGGAGAGCCAGCUGAAGUGGAGCCGGGCAGGGAGGAGGGCUGUGAGGGAGAGGGCGCUGGCAGCUCAGGCUGCAGCACAGCUGGUCCUCCUGAGGAGAGAGCUGAAGGAACUCACACUGAAGAAGGAAAAACUGUUGACUUUGGUACAGAAGCACAAAAUAUUCCCCCGCUAUCUAGAUCAAGUGGUCAGAGCCAGUGAGCAGUUCCAGGAGGCCUGGCAGGCGACAUCCCGGAUGGACACGCUGCUGCAGACCAGGGAGGAUCUUCUGAGCAGCACGCAGCAGAACGAGAGCUGCUCCCAGAGGAUCCGCGCCCAGCUCCGGCACGUCCAGGACCAGACCAGCGGCGCGCUGCUGGUACUCAACAACCAGUUGGCCAGCCUGCAGGUGGAGUUGGACAAGGCCUGCCAUCGUACCGCUGUGUGGGAGAACCGUUGGGCUCACAUCCAGAACACCGCAGCCAAGGACACCCUGCUGUUGGGAACCAUCAAAGUGGCCAUUUUAAACCUGUAUCAAAUCACCAGCAAGAAAACCAAAGAUAGCAAAGAGACUGUGGCCCUUGAGGACACAGCCACACAGCUGGAGAAGGUCCAGACGUACCUCAGGAAUCUCUCGGCUGUCUGGGAGGAGGUAAACCGAUGCUGACUUCUACAUGAGGAUCUUUUAACUCUGUAUAAACCAGUCUGAAAUAAGUAGUCUAACAGUCAUGACAUGGACUUCUGGUUCUUUUAUUGGGAAACAAUGAUAGCAGGUUGUAAACAGGGGGAUCCACAGUUUAAGCCCUCCUGACUGAUGUGUGCAUAUAGUGAGACAAGACGGAACAAGAAUAGACCAACAUUUUUUUAAGAACACAAGUCUGUUUGACUGAACCCCAAAAGUGAUGGUGUUUCCACAGUCCCUGGCUGCUGCUGUCCUCCUGCCUGACAGCCAGAGCACACAACCAGGGUUCAGUCUGACACUACAGUCCAAUUUUCAAUACACCUUGAAAUUCUUUUUCAGUUUCUUAAAUCUAUCCCAGCCAGCGAGGUAUGAUAAUGCACCUCCAACCUCCAUAAAUACAUUCAGCAAUCACAACACAAAGGAAACAAACAUUAAAAGUUGUCAGUGUUGUUUGACGAUGUUACGACAUUGUCUACAUUAUUACCAUGGUGACAAAACUAAUACUUUUUUU
This is a messenger RNA of Osmerus eperlanus (European smelt), 1703 nucleotides long. RefSeq names its product coiled-coil domain-containing protein 42-like. The record is from RefSeq and is a predicted model, not a curated record. The coding region runs from base 245 to 1177 and encodes 310 amino acids. The transcript has 7 exons. NCBI's taxonomy places the organism in Eukaryota, Metazoa, Chordata, Actinopteri, Osmeriformes, Osmeridae.